Saccoglossus kowalevskii is the source of this 984-nucleotide messenger RNA. RefSeq names its product serine/arginine repetitive matrix protein 2-like. Lineage: Eukaryota; Metazoa; Hemichordata; Enteropneusta; Harrimaniidae. The record is from RefSeq and is a predicted model, not a curated record.
AUGGUUGAUACUUCUCUCAGCAAGCAGAAGGUUGAUACUUCCCCCAGCAAGCUGAAGGUUAAUACUCCUCUCAGCAAGCAGAAGGUUGAUACUUCCCCCAGCAAGUUGAAGGUUGAUACUUCUCUCAGCAAGCAGAAUGUUGAUACUUCUCACAGCAAGCAGAUGAUUGAUACUCCUCUCAUCAAGAUGAAGGUUGUUACUCCUCUCAGCAAGCAGAAGGUUGUUACUCCUCUCAGCAAGCAGAAGGUUGUUACUCCUCUGAGCAAGCAGAAGGUUGAUACUUCCACCAGCAAGCUGAAGGUUGAUACUCCUCUCAGCAAGCAGAAGGUUGUUACUCCUCUGAGCAAGCAGAAGGUUGAUACUUCCACCAGCAAGCUGAAGGUUGAUACUCCUCUCAGCAAGCAGAAGGUUGAUACUUCCCCCAGCAAGUUGAAGGUUGAUACUUCUCUCAGCAAGCAGAAUGUUGAUACUUCUCUCAGCAAGCAGAAGGUUGAUACUUCCCCUAGCAAGCAGAAGGUUGUUACUCCUCUGAGCAAGCAGAAGGUUGAUACUUCCCCCAGCAAGCAGAAGGUUGAUACUUCCCCCAGCAAGCAGAAGGUUGAUACUUCCCCUAGCAAGCAGAAGGUUAUUUCUCCUCUGAGCAAGCAGAAGUUUGUUACUCCUCCCAGUAAGAAGAAGGUUGUUACUCCUCUCAGCAAGCAAAAAAUUGAUACUAUUCUGAGCAAGCAGAAGGUUGUUACUUCUCUCAGCAAGCAGAAAGUUGUUACUUCUCUCAGCAAGCAGAAAGUUGAUUCUCAUCUCAGUAAGCAGAAAGUUGAUUCUCAUUUCAGCAAGAGAAAGAUUAUUACUGAAUCCAGUGGACAACCAAGCAAAAGACUUAAGACAGAUAUUAGUCACAAUGAUUCUGGAACUCCAGUCAGGAAAAGAAAAAAUAGGAAAAUGUUAUAUACAUGGGAUGAGAAACUAUUUAAUCCAGGUAUGUAA